GUCACGAGUCAAGCACUCGGUAUAAAUAUUCCUGUAGCUGUAGCGUGUAUUGGUCAUAACAUAUAGUUAUGACCAACGACGGUGGUAUAACAAUGGACGUCCAUAUUACAGUUUUUAUUUGUUUAAUUUGUGCAUAUUGCAUUUUCGCCCAAGAAUUAUCAUUUCCAGACGAUGGAAACUCUAUCAAUGUCAUUCGAUCGUCAGAAACUCAUCACUUUAAAUGUUCAAUAAAAGUUGAUUAUAAGCCGUCGAUGUAUUUCAAUGGUUCAGGCGUAAUCUAUAAUUUUCCUGAAAAGUGUAAAUAUUACAGUAGUUCUGCAACUUCAAAUAACUCGUACAACGUGAAUUUCACCAUCCACGAAGUGACUCUGUUUCCUGAAAAGCUGAAGAACAAUUCAAGUCGCGAGAUUCCGAAUUUUACGUUAACUAGUCAGAAGUUAACGGACGAAAAAGAUAAGCUCUCAUUGACAAUUUUCAACGCGAUCGACAAGACUGAAGUGAAGAAGAACUUUGAAGAUAAUGUCUACUACUACAAAGAUGGUGAUCACUUGACCUUUUCCUGUAGUCGCCCCGCUCCUAAGAGCAUUCUUCCAUUGAUGGAAACCAGACUUAGUAUUGCUCAAAUGAAUGAUACAACAAUACUACUAAGUUAUUCAAAUAUAUUGAAUAAUGUAAGUGCCAGUGUCAUAUUAUCGAGGCGAGAUGACAAGUCUCGUAUAAUAUGUGCAAAUGACAAUCUCGAUAAUAAUUCAGAAUACUGGUCACAAGAAGUAAAAACGACUUUAGUUCUAGUAUCUGAUCAACCUCCAGAAAUGUCGCUGGCAGGCGGGAAUGGAAAAUUUUAUGAAACGUCGUACUCAAACUACGCUUACGAAGGUCCAACGAAUGAUGUUAUAACUAUAUCUUGCUCAAAGAAUCACACUAAAGGAUUUUUACACUGGGACUGUUUUAAUAAAGCAGAUGGCACCUGCCCGUACAUGCCGACUGUAAAGAACAACCAAAGCCAAACUAUAAAACUUUACAAUUUUUUCCUCUCGCCAGAACUGAAUGGGACAGAGGUUAAGUGUAUCUAUACAAGCCCUGUGGGUGUUCAAUCGAAAUCUACAAUCUCGCUCAAUCUAACUCAGGAGAACCACCAAAAUUACGGUAGCGCCCUCAUCGUUAUCGGAUACGUAUCUGCUGUACUGGGAUCCGUUUGUAUCGGAGCAUUGUCACUUUACUUCGGUUGCCGUAAAAGAUGUAGAGGCACAACACUGAAUAAUACGAUAAACAGACCUUUACCGGAAGUCCCGCCACGGUCUGUGGAUGAAACCAACAACGGCAUAGAAUUAGGUGAACAUGUAUACGGCACCAUAGACAACGCUGAAGGGGACUAUUCGUAUGUAAUAAUUGACAGAAGAAAUCCUGAAGACUACGGGAUUCCACGAUAAAAAAUUGGAAAUUUCCUCGAAAUAUAAUUUGAACAUGGCAUUUCGUUUUUCAUUUCAAUAUUAAUAUACAGGGUGUUUCUCCUAGGGUAUCAAGCCAUUGCGAGCUGAUAGCGGAGUACCAUACCUAUCUGUUUAACCCCCAUGUAUGUUCCACGAUUUUGCGUAGUUUUCGAGUU
Molecule: messenger RNA, 1606 nt
Organism: Chilo suppressalis (striped riceborer)
Lineage: Eukaryota; Metazoa; Arthropoda; Insecta; Lepidoptera; Crambidae
Source: the annotation of a GenBank genome assembly